Molecule: messenger RNA, 1937 nt
Organism: Neurospora tetraspora
Lineage: Eukaryota; Fungi; Ascomycota; Sordariomycetes; Sordariales; Sordariaceae
Product: putative dihydroxy-acid dehydratase
Exons: 2
Coding region: 110-1900 (596 amino acids)
Biological process (GO): branched-chain amino acid biosynthetic process
Cellular component (GO): mitochondrion
Molecular function (GO): dihydroxy-acid dehydratase activity
Source: RefSeq, a predicted model, not a curated record
UCGUCCCAAGUCUUCCUCUUGAUCUUGUUUCUGUUUGUGAUUCUCUCCCCUUUCCACCCUUUCCUUCUGCCAGCGAUUCCUUGCACGGCAGCUCUCCCCUCCUCACAUCAUGCUCGCUCCCUCCCUUCUGCGGGCUCAGGCCCCCAGAGCUCUGGCUUCUGCCCGUCUCUCCCUCCGCUCCCUCUCCACCACUCCCCGCCGCUACAAUGCCCAGGAGAAGCAGCUCAACAAGGUAUCUGCCCACAUCACCCAGCCCAAGUCCCAGGGUGCUUCCCAGGCCAUGCUCUACGCCACCGGCCUCAACGAGGACGACAUGAACAAGGCCCAGGUCGGUAUCUCGUCUGUCUGGUAUGAAGGCAACCCUUGCAACAUGCACCUUCUCGACCUCUCCGGCCUCGUCAAGGAGUCCGUCGCCAAGGCUGGCCUCGUCCCCAUGCGCUUCAACACCAUCGGUGUCUCGGACGGUAUCUCCAUGGGUACCACCGGUAUGCGCUACAGCUUGCAGUCGCGUGAGAUCAUUGCCGAUUCCAUCGAGACCGUCAUGAACGGCCAGUGGUACGACGCCAACAUCUCCCUCCCCGGUUGCGACAAGAACAUGCCCGGUGUCCUCAUCGCCAUGGGACGUGUCAACCGCCCCUCCAUCAUGGUCUACGGUGGUACCAUCAAGCCCGGCUGCAACAUGAAGGGCGAGAACAUCGAUAUCGUCUCCGCCUUCCAGGCCUACGGCCAGUACAUCUCCGGCGAGAUCGACGAGAAGCAGCGCUUCGAUAUCAUCCGCAACGCCUGCCCUGGUGGUGGCGCCUGCGGUGGUAUGUACACUGCCAACACCAUGGCCACCGCCAUCGAAACCCUCGGCAUGACUCUUCCCGGUUCCUCCUCCUUCCCCGCCGAGUCUCCUGAGAAGAAGAACGAGUGCUUGAGCGUCGGUGAGGCCAUCAAGAACCUCCUCCGCGAGGACAUCCGCCCCACCGAUAUCCUUACCCGCCAGGCCUUCGAGAACGCCAUGAUCGUCGUCAACAUUCUCGGUGGUUCCACCAACGCCGUCCUCCACUUGAUCGCCAUCGCCGACUCCAUUGGCAUCAAGCUCACCAUCGACGACUUCCAGGCCGUCUCCGACCGCACCCCCUUCCUUGCCGACCUCAAGCCUUCCGGCAAGUGGGUCAUGGAGGACCUCAGCAAGAUUGGCGGUACCCCCGCCCUUCUCAAGUUUCUCCUCAAGGAGGGCAUCAUCGAUGGCUCCGGCAUCACCUCGACUGGUAAGACCUUGAAGGAGAACGUCGAGAAGUUCCCCGACUUCCCCAGCGACCAGACCAUCAUCCGCCCUCUGUCCAACCCCAUCAAGGAGACCGGCCACAUCCAGAUCCUCCGCGGCUCCCUUGCCCCCGGCGGUUCCGUUGGCAAGAUUACCGGCAAGGAGGGUCUCCGCUUCGAGGGCAAGGCCCGCUGCUUCGACUACGAGGACGGCUUCAUCGAGGCCCUCGAGCGCGGCGAGAUCAAGAAGGGCGAGAAGACCGUCGUCGUCAUCCGCUACGAGGGUCCCAAGGGCGGUCCCGGCAUGCCCGAGAUGCUCAAGCCUUCGUCCGCCAUCAUGGGCUACGGUCUCGGCAAGGACGUUGCCCUCAUCACCGACGGCCGCUUCUCCGGCGGUUCUCACGGCUUCCUCAUCGGCCACAUUGUGCCUGAGGCCAUGGAGGGUGGCCCCAUCGGCCUCGUCCGCGAUGGCGACACCAUCAUCAUCGACGCCGAGAAGAAGGUCCUUGACCUUGAGGUUCCCGAGGAGGAGCUCGCCAAGCGCCGCAAGGAGUGGAAGGCUCCUGAGCCCAAAGCUAAGCGUGGUACUCUCAGGAAGUACGCCCAGCUCGUCAAGGAUGCCAGCUCCGGCUGCGUCACUGAUGCUUAAGGUGCAGUAUGCUAGGGUGUGAGCAAAAGGAGGAAGG